AAGGAGCAACGGUGGCGAGAGAGAGAGAGAGAUGGCGGGAGGAAUAGGAGCAUUUUGGGCAACAAGAGUGCUGGAGAUAGUGAAGAAGCACGACUCAGGCGGCCUCGUUUGGAAGAGAAUUAAACUCACUUCUACCCGCAAAGCCAACGCCAAGAAGCGUCUCCGUCGCGUUUGGCAGAAUGAAGCUGUUUUGAGGGCAUGUUCAGAACCACCUCCUUCAAAAGCAAACGACGAAGAGAAAGACAUAGAACGACCAACAUAAUG
Messenger RNA from Hibiscus syriacus, 264 nucleotides. RefSeq lists its product as uncharacterized. Lineage: Eukaryota; Viridiplantae; Streptophyta; Magnoliopsida; Malvales; Malvaceae. The transcript is spliced from 2 exons. The record is from RefSeq and is a predicted model, not a curated record. The coding region runs from base 32 to 262 and encodes 76 amino acids.